Messenger RNA from Hyphopichia burtonii NRRL Y-1933, 2484 nucleotides. RefSeq names its product Apl4p (gene APL4). Gene Ontology annotation, molecular function: clathrin-cargo adaptor activity. Bases 1 to 2484 code for a protein of 827 amino acids. NCBI's taxonomy places the organism in Eukaryota, Fungi, Ascomycota, Pichiomycetes, Serinales, Debaryomycetaceae. The record is from RefSeq and is a predicted model, not a curated record. Gene Ontology annotation, biological process: Golgi to vacuole transport; receptor-mediated endocytosis; intracellular protein transport. Gene Ontology annotation, cellular component: Golgi apparatus; AP-1 adaptor complex; membrane coat. The transcript has a single exon.
AUGGCAUCAUUGAAGUCGUUUAUCAAGUCAGUCAGAAAGGCUAAGACAAUUGCUGACGAAAGGUCGGCAGUGAUGAAAGAAUCAGCAGCCAUAAGAACAUCUUUUAGAGAUGCAUCAUUAGACCAAACCACAAGAAGAAUCAAUAUAUCUAAGUUAUUGUAUUUAUACAUUAUGGGAGAAAAAACUCAUUUUGGUCAAGUAGAAUGUUUAAAAUUAUUAGCUUCUCCAAGAUUUGCUGAUAAGAGAUUAGGUUAUUUAGCAACAAUGUUAUUAUUAGAUGAGAACCAAGAGGUUUUAACUUUAUUGACCAAUUCGUUAGAUAAUGACAUGCAACAUCCAAAUGCAUUUGUUGUCGGUUUAGCAUUAUGUUGUUUAGGUAAUAUAGCAUCACCUGAAUUAGCAAGAGAUUUAUAUACUAAUGUUGAUAAAUUGAUGAAUUCUUCUAAUACUUAUUUAAAGAAAAAAGCAGUUAUAGUGGCAGCAAAAUUAGUCGAGAAAGACCCUGAUUUGGCUGAAAUAUUUUUACCAAAAAUCAAUCAAUUGGUUAGCGAUAAACAUCCAAAUAUGAUUUUAAGUACUUCCAGAUUAAUCCAAGCAUUAUAUACUGUACCUGAAUGCCGUCCCACCUUGAUUAAGACUAUACCAAAAAUAAUUGCUCAAUUGAAGAGAAUCACUACCAGCGGUUAUAUGCCCGAUUACGAUGUUAUGGGUAUUACUGAUCCAUUUGCCCAAGUUUACUUAUUGACGACUUUAAGAACAUUAGCAGUAGAUGAAAAUUGCCCCUCUGACUAUUUGGAAGAAAUCAAUGAUACUUUAACUCAAGUUUCGUCUAACUUGGAUAGUGGUAAGAAUGCUGCUCAUGCCAUUCUAUAUGAAUGUGUUAAAACAAUUUUUGCAAUUCAAUCAGAUCAGUCCUUGAAAAUUUUAGGAGUUAAUAUAUUAGGUAAAUUUUUGUCAACAAAAGAUAAUAAUACUCGUUAUGUUGCUCUUGAUACUUUAUUGACUGUUAUUGAUAUUGAACCGUUGGCGGUCCAAAGACAUAGAUCCACCAUUGUUAACUGUUUAGCGGAUGGUGAUAUCUCUAUUAGAAGAAGAGCUUUAGAACUCUCAUUUGCUAUAUUAAAUGAACAGAAUAUCAGAGUUUUGGUUCGUGAAAUUUUACUUUUCUUAGAAAAUUGUACUGAUAACGAAUUGAAACCAUUCAUUACAUCUCAAUUGACUAUUGCUGCAAACAAGUAUGCGCCAAAUGAUAAAUGGCAUUUUGAUACUUUGAUAAGGAUGCUCAAUGUGUCAGGAAAUUUUAUUACUUCUGAUAUUCUUUCGAGUAUUUUAGCUUUAAUCUUACAAUGUAACAAUCAAGAAUUGAAGAAGCAUAUUGUGUCCAAGUUAUACCAAUCAUGUCUUGAAGAUUCGACUCAAUAUGGUUUAUCUUUAAUAACCAUAUGGUGUCUUGGUGAAUACGCUGAUUUAAUAAUGAACGAUUCAAUCGAAGUUAACGGUAAAUCACAAACUGUGACCGAAUCUUCAAUCAUCAAAAUAUUAAAAGAAUUAAUUGAUAAUUCAACUUAUUCUGAACAAGAAACGAUUCAGUUGGUUACUUAUAUCUUAACUGCCAUUAUAAAAUUAUCAGUUAAGUUUAAGGAUUCAAACUCUAUUGAAUCAUUAAGAUUAAUAUUAAAUUCUAAAACUUAUGACACUAAUUUAGAAAUUCAAAUAAGAGCUGUUGAAUAUCAAGAGAUUUUUGCUCAAGAUUAUAAAUUGAAAAGUGGGUUAUUAUCAAAAAUGCCAGCCCCACCAGUGAAAGAAAGAGAAUCUUUAAGUUUACAAGGAGGUCGUAAUAAUAAAUCCAAGGUUAAAGGAAUCAAUAUAUCUAGUUCUGGAUCUACAACCACCAAUGAUUUAUUAGAUUUAAUUGAUGACUCUUCUAAUCAAACUAGCCAAGCCCAACCAGCAUCAUCUAAUAAUAAUGGUGUUGAUUUAUUAUCCGACAUAUUUUCAUCGGGACCAACACCUUCGAAUAAUGAUACCUCCAAUAGAAAUAAUGAUAUAUUAAGUCUAUUUAACUCGAAUGUUUCAGCUCCAGCUUCUGGUACUGCAACGCCACAACCAGAGCCAAUUAAAAAUGAUGGUAAUGAAAAAAUCGAUGCAUUCAAUAAUGAAGAUAUCAAUAUAUCAUUUAUUCCAAAAUCGUUCCCACAAAAUGGCCAAGCUAUUAUUGAAGCAAUUGUUUCGUCCAAGAACAACAGCCAGUCGAUAAGCCAAUUUCAAUUAUUAUUUGCUGUUCCAAAAAGCCAAAAAUUAUCCAUUUCUUCAACCUCAGGAGGAGAUUCCUUGACCGGAGAUGGAGCCACAAUUAAACAAGUUUUGAAGAUCACUGGUAAACAAGGAGCAAAGAUUAAAUUGAGAGUCAAGAUUCAAUAUAAUGUGAGUGGCAAAGUCGUGGAAGAUAUGUUUGAUUUCGGAGAAUUUGUUUCCAAAUUAUGA